UAAAUAAAUGUAGCCACACUAGCUUGGGGGAUUUGAGGUGAGACAUCGAAAAUACUAAGUCAUGGUGAGGGCUGGAAGACAAAAGAAUGAAUCACUUCAUAGGAAUGGCUGUGGGGAAGUGCUUGAAGGAAUCAUCCUCUGACUUCCACGUGAACCAUGAACAUUAAACAUGGAGAAAUGAGGAGCGGCAGCAGAUCGGUUUGGGAUGCAUCUUCAGGGGAUGCUGAAACAACAACAGCAUUUGGUUUGCUCUACACCCCUGUCACCCCUCGCCCGCAAGCCCAGGGAGUGGUCAGCAGUGGUGCUUUGUGAUGUCGAAGCCACCCUAGGGCUGCCAUUGGCUGGGACACUGCCUGUAUGAUCAAACAAAGCUCAAGGGUGUGGCCUUGCCUUGUCACCAGGAGGGUAUAUAUAGGGAGGGCAAGAGCUCUGGACCACUGGGAAGAUUCAAAACCUACACAAGCCCACUGCAGCCAUUGAAGAACCAAUAUAUACAAUGAACGAACAACCCAGUGCCAGCGGGGUGAAGAGGAGCGUCCCCUGUGAUUCCAACGAGGCCGGCGAGACGAUGCCGGAGACCCCAAAUGGGGACUCAGACCCUCAACCUGCUCCUAACAAAAGGAAAACAUCUGAGGCCUCCACCACAGUAGUGGUCCGCUACAGGAGGAACGUUAAAAGAACAUCUCCAGGGGAAUUGGUGAAUGACCACUCCCGAGAGAACGGAAUCAACCCCCUCCAAAUGGAGGAGAAGGAAUUCAUGGAAAUAAGGGUUGAAACACCUGCAAAGUAGCAAGAAGCUACAUGCGUCAACCUUGGCCAAUGAAAAUAAAGUUUGAGAAGCUGA
Gorilla gorilla gorilla (western lowland gorilla) is the source of this 844-nucleotide messenger RNA. RefSeq names its product sperm protein associated with the nucleus on the X chromosome A-like. The transcript has 2 exons. The record is from RefSeq and is a predicted model, not a curated record. NCBI's taxonomy places the organism in Eukaryota, Metazoa, Chordata, Mammalia, Primates, Hominidae. Bases 497 to 790 code for a protein of 97 amino acids.